AUGCGUUGGAUUUCUAGACUACAAUUAUUUUUUUUCAUAAUUUAUAUGGGAUUUACUCAUUGUCCUGAUAUCUGUCCAGAAGAAAUGGAGAAGCUGGGAAAAAUUGUCAAAACAUUUGAUGAAAAUCCAGAUUUGCCUGAUCUGCAGCCAAUGUUCAUCACUCUAGAUCCAGAGCGAGAUUCACCUUCUGUUAUCAAAGAUUACUUGAAAGAUUUUGCAUCACCUCGAAUAAUUGGGUUUACUGGAACUGAAGAUGAAAUUAGGGAGAUUGCUAAGAAAUUUCGAGCUUACUUUGGCAAGGGACCCAAAGACUCAGACAAUGACUAUAUAGUGGAUCAUACAAUAAUCACUUACCUGAUCAACCCUAAAGGAGAGUUCGUCAACUACUUUGAUAGAAGUGUGAAGGCUGAGAAUAUCAUUAAAACUGUGACAGAACAUAUAAAGAAAUAUAAUGAAUUAGAGAAGAGAAAUCUACUUUAGUGUCAAACCAUAUUUCAAAUGCUAUUUAUGAAUGAAUCAACACCUUUAAAUACAUUCUUAAUCUUGGAGGUUUUUUUUUAAAUGAGCAUCUAUUGUGAAAUGAAUGUGUUAAAAUGUUAACUGUAUGUAAAAAAAUUAUUCACUGUAUAGCAGAGGCUUUUAUUAGUUAAAUGUAGUAUUUGAAGGAGUGUAUUUAAAUUGUAAUUAAAGACAGAUUAU
Physella acuta is the source of this 699-nucleotide messenger RNA. Its product is annotated as protein SCO1 homolog, mitochondrial. Lineage: Eukaryota; Metazoa; Mollusca; Gastropoda; Physidae. Gene Ontology annotation, biological process: mitochondrial respiratory chain complex IV assembly. The record is from RefSeq and is a predicted model, not a curated record.